Messenger RNA from Lodderomyces parapsilosis, 2805 nucleotides. RefSeq names its product Vac7p (gene VAC7). Lineage: Eukaryota; Fungi; Ascomycota; Pichiomycetes; Serinales; Debaryomycetaceae. The record is from RefSeq and is a predicted model, not a curated record. The coding region runs from base 1 to 2805 and encodes 934 amino acids. Gene Ontology annotation, cellular component: PAS complex; fungal-type vacuole membrane. The transcript has a single exon. Gene Ontology annotation, biological process: protein localization to vacuolar membrane; vacuole inheritance; positive regulation of phosphatidylinositol biosynthetic process.
AUGUCGAAUGAUACACAUAACGAACUGAAAAGUGGAGUCCGUCUGGAAACUCUAGGAUUGGACAAUUCGAGGACUACAAAUACAUCUAACGAACACGAAGUGAUAGGUUUGAAAAAUAGUAAACUUCAAGAUAGUAAACCAGGAAACUCGCCGUCAAAGAAUAAGAAAAACUUGGAGAUAGCAACAAGUGACCAUAGCAAACUAGACGAACAUUCUGGUAGUAUGGAAUCACCGAAUAGAGCUAAAAAACCAUUGGAAGAUAAAAGGGUAUUGAGUACAAACACAGCUGAAAAACAAGCUCGAAUUUCACUGGUUAACUCUUCAAAUGGUGGUCCCCAAAUUGGAGCAAGCCAACACGUCCCUUCAAGCGGCAGCACAACACCAUCGAGGGCAACACACUCUAUACAGCCCAAUGCCCAGCUAAAUAGAGCCACGAUCAACAAUAUCAACAAGUCAUUGAAAGCGAAGCAAAAAGUUAUACAUUCAAAAGAGCCACAUCCAAAGAACUCAACACUUAUCUCUAAUAUGAUUAAUAAGUCACCACAGUCAUCAGUUUUUCCCAACUUGUCAGCAGGACCCAGUAAAAUCGAUUUGGAGUUGUCGACACCUUCACAGUCAAACGCCAGCUUGACAAAGAUUAAUGGUGUUAUCGCCCCUGCACCAACACCAAAGACGGGAAAUCGAGUCGGCAAUGAUGAAAAUGCAAAACACGAUUUGACGCGACUACCACAGAUGUCGUUAACAUCACUUCCACAGUCACAAACGGAGGGCCAAACAAGGCAACAAUCACAACUGGGGCUACCGUCAGCAAAUUUCACACUCCAUCCCAAUAUAUCCAGUCUAAAUACAUCUUCCAUGGCAAAUUUGAAUGAUGCCGAUACUUCAAACAAACAAGUAAAGCAAAAAAAGGUUGCCAAGCAAAGCUCGACAAAAACCGACUUUUUCGCUGCCAAACUUGCUAGUGCAGUGGACGAUGUAGAAAGCAGUGAUAGUGAUGAAACUUUUGUUUAUGAAAACAAUGAUGACACCUUUGAUACGACAAAUAACGCAAAUCAGAUGAAUCCAGCUGACGGCGUGAGUAUAAGUGGUAGUGUAAGUGGUACCCACACAAAUCAUCCAGGCGGUAAGAGACCCGCUUCUGUUUUGGAAGCUGAACAGCUCAACGACGUCAAACCGCAUAGACUCAUGUCAAGUAAAGCUCCAUCUAUUGCAAACUCGAUGAAUAGUCAGGUGCAUAUGGAUACUCAUGUAUUGAGACGACCUGCACAAGUGCGCGCACUAUCCGGGACUUCUAUCAUCGAAAGUGGUGAACGGAAUUCUUUACUCAGUGGAAUGCCAGACCGAGUAUCGGUUCAGGACCUCAGUUUUCAACAAGGUGACAAAAAUAGGAGAAACGUGAGUGUUGCAGAAUCCAUUGAUGAUGGGUCAAAUGAUGACGCAUUUUCGAUACAGGAGAGUGAAGAAGAAAUGGGGAGGGGUACGUCCACGGAAGAUGAGAGACUGGACAGAGCUAACGCUUUACAAGGAAGUACAGCACCUCAGCAAUACCUUCAAGUUUCACAAGCCACAGCAGAUUCGUCGGUUGGACAAUCCGUAUCUAGCAGGAACAUUUCGAAACGAGAGCACAAGUCUUCGACAACAUCAUCAAAAUUGAGAUCCACCACGUCGAAACUAUUUGAUAAGAAAGGAUCACAGCCUAGGAGGUAUAGUACAAUCCCCGAUGACAUUGAUAUCGAGGACUUUGAUGACGAACUAAUAUAUUAUGACAACAGUGUCAAAUUUCCCCACCCAGAUGAAUCUUCGUCUUUACUCAACUCAAGUCAGAGGAUACCACAUUACAGGUCGUUGAAUUUGAAUUUUCCAAGAACAAGAGGACAAAGUAAAAGAUUUUUAUCUACUGGUCAGCCAUUAAGUCCUAAAGAUCAUGACUCAAACACGAAUGGUCAUCAUGUUUACCCUUUUCCGUACCACGAGCAGCAACAGCAACAAUUACAACAACAACAGCAGCAGCAGCAAAAUUAUUACUACGACGUUGACGACUUUGACCAAAAACCCGGAUACAGUCCCAAUUUUGAUCUACCUGAACUAACGAUGCACAAGAAAGCAUCAAGAAAUUUCAGUCCCAUUAGUCAUCCAUAUGCAAAUGGAGUUCAUAAUUCAUUGUUUAUGGGUCAUGCACCCAUUAAAAAGAAAUCGAGCUGUGUUCGGUCUUUCUUUUACACACUCAUUUGCAUACUUGUCGUUUUAACGGUGGGAUUCAUUUUAGGAUUUGUCAUGGCAACCACGAAGGACUUGACAGGAGUCAGCAUUAACUCUAUAGAGAACCCCAUUGUCAGCAAGGAUGAACUAGUUUUUAAUGUGGUGGUGGAAGCGUUUAACCCUGGAUGGUUUUCAGUUGAUAUCAAUGAAGUUGAGUUGGAUUUGUUUGCUCGAAGUGGAUACCUCCCUGACGACGAUAGAGUUGAUAUGGAAGAGAGUGACGCUAAAGUUGAAACGGUAAAGUUGGGAACCAUACGCAGACUAGAGUCGACGAUGAACUUUCGUGGCGGCUUUUUCUCUAGGGAGUCCACAAUUCAAAAGGCAGAGAUUAAGCUUCUCAAUCCAGGAAAGGAUGUGACAGAGCAAAGAGUUCAGAGCCACAAUGGAACAGAUCUGGAUAAUACCGAAAAGUGGGAAAUAAUCAGCGAGAACCCUUUUGACUUGAUUAUAUCCGGUGUGUUGAAGUACGAUCUUCCGUUGGUGUCGAGCACGAAAUCAGUCGUUGUUAGAAAGAUUGGCUAUAUAGACCCCACGUUAUUCAUUUGA